This is a messenger RNA of Tremella mesenterica DSM 1558, 405 nucleotides long. RefSeq lists its product as uncharacterized. The transcript has 3 exons. Lineage: Eukaryota; Fungi; Basidiomycota; Tremellomycetes; Tremellales; Tremellaceae. The record is from RefSeq and is a predicted model, not a curated record. Bases 1 to 405 code for a protein of 134 amino acids.
AUGCUCGUGCUCGGAGGGAUAGGGAUGGACGUUUUGGUGAUAAUAAUACCGGCAGAUGGUACUAGCAGUGGUACUCUUGCAUCCCCUCUGGCCAAUCAGAGUUACGCAGUCAUGACAUCCCGUUCAGUGACGAAAAGUGUCAGGACGACGUCAGGAUCCAGGUCCGAAGAUCCAAGAGCUACGCUGGGGGGCCAAGCGGCUCAAGUUGUCGCCCUGAACGGUCCAGUCCAAAUGUCGACCUGCGAAUCCACAAACGCCCCUUCCUUCUUCCUCCUUCUUCUUCAUCUCUCCACAUUACACAUCGGUGCAUCCCUUUUCUCUCGCCACGUCUGCAUCCAUAUACCCUCCGAACAACGUCUCAAACACAUUUCUUCUUCUCUGAUACCCGAGUGGAUUCAAGCGUAA